Messenger RNA from Babesia ovata, 717 nucleotides. RefSeq names its product peptide chain release factor. The coding region runs from base 1 to 717 and encodes 238 amino acids. Gene Ontology annotation, molecular function: translation release factor activity. NCBI's taxonomy places the organism in Eukaryota, Apicomplexa, Aconoidasida, Piroplasmida, Babesiidae. The transcript has a single exon. The record is from RefSeq and is a predicted model, not a curated record. Gene Ontology annotation, biological process: translational termination. Gene Ontology annotation, cellular component: mitochondrion.
AUGAGAGCAUUGCUAUUGCCGCUUUUGCUUCACAUUUUAUCGGUCAAUUUGGUUGCUUCGUUGGUUCGACGCCAAUUUCAUCGUGAUUCUACUCCUUGGGGAUUCCUGUGUUCAGUCAAAGGUGCUUACCGAUUGCCUUCGUAUCAUUCCAUACGUUAUAAACAUCAAGACAAGGAUCUUGGCGACCCAUUUUCAUCACUCAAGACGUAUCUGGGUGUUCUUAAACAGGAGUUUUGCAUAGCUGCGCAUGAGGAGGGCGCAGCUGUAUCGCCUCAAAACUCUCUGCCCGAAAGGUCGGCCGAGGAUGAUACAUUGGCUCAGCUGCGUCGUGAGCUUCGUGAGAGGCACGGUACCGAAUUCCCGCUGCGAGAGCACUACAUCAAGGGCACGGGCCCUGGUGGGCAGAAGGUCAACAAGUCUGCCAACUGCGUGCAGUUGAUCCAGUUUUCUGCUGCACUGGGUACCAACGUAGUAGUGAAGUGUCACAUGCAUCGUUCGCUGCUGGACAACCGUAUCGAAGCCACUAGGAUUCUGUUGCGCAAGCUGGACGAGGCCGAGGAGCAGCAGUCACGCGCCUUACGCCGUUUAGCCGAGAAGGAGAAACGCCGCAUCCUGAAGCUCACCCCUGCAGAGAAGGCUCGUAAGAAGUUCGAAAAGCAGCUGCGGGCAGAAAAGAAGGCGACACGGCGCCGGUGGAAGGUUGACGAGGAUUGGUAG